AUGAGCAUAAGGAAGCCAGCCUGCCUGUUCCUCCCCCUUCCUAAUCAUAGCCUUUACUCACAGACAAAACUCCCUCCCUCUCUCAUUCACUCACUCACUUUAGGCCAAUCCGUCCUCUCUCUCUCUCUCCCUGUCUCUGUGUCUCUCUCCUACUCUGAGACAGAGUCAGAACUCUUCUCCCUGACAGCCACAAACAUCUACAGCACUUAUUGCAUUCAGAGAGGGAGCCUGCAAACAAAACUUCACAGAAAACUUUUGGUUCUUGUUCCAGAGAAUUUGCUGAAGAGAAGGAAAAACAAACAAACAAACAAACAAACUAAACCAGCUCCCAAAAAAACUGUUCGUGAAGGGGGAGGAAAAGCAGGGCCUUUUAAAAAGGGAAUCACAACAACUUUUGCUGCCAGGAUGCCUUUGCUUUGGAAGAGAGGAUUUCUGUUGGUGCUUUGCUGGAUUAUAGUGAGGAGUUCCCCAACCCCAGGAUCCGAGGGGCACAGUUCAGUCACUGACUGUCCAUCAUGUGCCCUUGCCACGCUCUCAAAGGAUGUGCCCAGCUCACAGCCUGAGAUGGUGGAAGCAGUAAAGAAGCACAUACUGAACAUGUUGCACUUGAGGGACAGACCUAAUAUCACCCAGCCAGUACCCAAGGCAGCACUUUUAAAUGCCAUCAAAAAACUCCACGUGGGAAAGGUGGGAGAGGAUGGUUAUGUGGAAAUAGAGGAUGAUGUUGGAAGAAGAGCCGAAAUGAAUGAAGUUGUGGAGCAAACCUCAGAAAUCAUCACUUUUGCAGAAUCAGGCACAGCCAAGAAAAUGUUGCACUUUGAGAUUUCCAAGGAAGGCAGUGAAUUAUCGGUGGUGGAGCAUGCUGAAGUGUGGCUCUUCCUGAAGGUCUCCAAGGCCAACCGGAGCAGGACAAAAGUCACCAUCCGCCUGUUUCAACAGCAGUGGCAGCCAAAAGGCAAUUCUGAAGGAGCAGAAGAUACAGAGGAUGGGGGGCUGAAAGGUGAAAAGAGUGAGACUUUGAUUUCAGAAAAGGCAGUGGACACCCGUAAGAGCACUUGGCACAUCUUCCCUGUCUCCAGCAGCGUUCAGAGACUGCUGGACCAAGGCAAGAUCUCUUUGGAUGUGCGGAUUGCCUGUGACCUGUGUCAAGAGACUGGAGCCAACCUGGUGCUACUGGGCAAGAAGAAGAAAAAGGAAGAUGAUGGGGAAGGGAAAGAAAAGGAAGCUGGAGAAUUCACAGGAGAAGAGGAGAAGGAGCAAUCACAUCGGCCCUUCUUGAUGAUGCUUGCCCGGCACUCAGAGGAUCGUCAGCACAGACGACGGAGACGAGGCCUGGAGUGUGAUGGCAAAGUCAACAUCUGCUGCAAGAAGCAGUUCUUUGUCAGUUUCAAGGACAUAGGAUGGAGUGACUGGAUCAUUGCUCCUACAGGUUAUCAUGCCAACUACUGCGAAGGAGAGUGUCCCAGCCAUAUAGCAGGCACAUCUGGUUCAUCAUUAUCUUUCCACUCCACUGUCAUUAACCACUACCGCAUGCGGGGCCAUAGCCCCUUUGCCAACCUCAAAUCAUGUUGUGUGCCCACCAAGCUCCGGCCCAUGUCCAUGCUCUACUACGAUGAUGGCCAGAACAUCAUUAAGAAAGACAUACAGAAUAUGAUUGUGGAGGAGUGUGGCUGUUCAUAGACGCUAGUGUGCACAAGACCCUUCUUGUUAAGUAGAAAAUGUAUCAAAAGCCCAAGAAGAGGAAAGACCAGACAUGGUAUGAUCUUUUUUGAGUGAAACAAUUAUCAGAAAUAUAAGCAAAAA
Messenger RNA from Vidua macroura (Pin-tailed whydah), 1803 nucleotides. It is a transcript of the gene INHBA, whose product is annotated as inhibin subunit beta A. The record is from RefSeq and is a predicted model, not a curated record. The transcript has 2 exons. Bases 1 to 1680 code for a protein of 559 amino acids. Gene Ontology annotation, molecular function: hormone activity; growth factor activity; cytokine activity. NCBI's taxonomy places the organism in Eukaryota, Metazoa, Chordata, Aves, Passeriformes, Viduidae. Gene Ontology annotation, biological process: SMAD protein signal transduction; BMP signaling pathway. Gene Ontology annotation, cellular component: extracellular region.